AUGCCUACGGCAACGAAAAGAUUGAUGUUCUUAUCCAGCUUUGUCACAAGCUUGGGGGCUUUCAUCGUAAUUUGUUCUAUUCUUACAACUCAAGAAUGGAUUCGCAGUACAGUUAUCAUUAGUGACCCUUCUUCGAAUGGUAGUGUGAUUAUUACCUAUGGACUCUUUCAUGGGAAGAGUGUUCAAGAAUUGAAUCAUGGACUUGCAGAAGCAGACAAAAGUUUUGGAGUUUUAGGGACAUUGAACAGUUCUUCCCCAAAGACUCUGCACUUCGUGGUCAUCGUGUUCCUGGUCCUCAGUUUUUUAAUGUCGCUGCUGAGCUCUGUGUUCACCUUGUACAACAGCAUCAGGAACCCCUAUCAGACGUUCUUGGGGCCGAUGGGGGUGUACACCUGGAGCGGACUCAGCGCAUCCUUCGUAUUCCUAACCAUGGUGCUCUUUGUGGGGAACACACAGUCCAAUCACCUCUCAGAAGAGCUGGCCCAGAGGCUCUACCCGCUUUAUCCAGCAAUCACUCACCAAGGAACCUCCCACAGUUACGGAUACUCCUUCUGGCUCAUCCUGCUCGUCAUUCUUUUAAACACACUCACCGUGGUCAUCAUCAUCUUCUACCAGAAGGCCAGAUACCAGUGGAAGCAGGAGCAGAAAAAGCCCAUGGAAUACGCCCCAAGGGAUGGAAUUUUAUUCUGA
Molecule: messenger RNA, 690 nt
Organism: Mesoplodon densirostris (Blainville's beaked whale)
Lineage: Eukaryota; Metazoa; Chordata; Mammalia; Artiodactyla; Ziphiidae
Gene: CLRN3
Product: clarin 3
Exons: 3
Coding region: 1-690 (229 amino acids)
Source: RefSeq, a predicted model, not a curated record